CUUUUAUUGUUCUUCCUCUUUCUCACUUUAUUGAAAAUGUCUGAUCAAAUCGAAAAGGCCUACCAAAAGCAACACGGUGUCUUCCAAAACUCCAAGGUGUCCUCCAAGAACAAGCGUUGGUUCAAGGAAGUUGGUUAUGGUUUCAAGACCCCCAAGGAAGCCAAGUACGGUACCUACAUUGACAAGAAGUGCCCUUUCGUCGGUGAAGUUAACAUCCAAGGUCGUAUCUUGACUGGUGUUGUUGCCUCUACCAAGAUGAAGCGUACCAUCGUUGUUCGUCGUGAUUACCUUCACUACAUCCCCAAGUACACUCGUUACGAAAAGCGUCACAAGAACAUUUCUGCUCACAUCUCUCCUGCUUUCGAUAACGCCAACGUUGAAAUUGGUGAUAUUGUUACUAUUGGUCAAUGCCGCCCUCUUUCUAAGACUGUCCGCUUCAACGUCCUCAAGGUCCAAAAGGCCAAGAGCGCCAACAAGUCUUUCCAAAAGUUCUAGAUUAGAUUUAUAUCUUUUUUUUUUUGAAAAAUAAAAUCUUUCUUUUUUUGGGUCUUUUA
Messenger RNA from Halteromyces radiatus, 554 nucleotides. Its product is annotated as RPYS18 protein. Gene Ontology annotation, molecular function: structural constituent of ribosome. The coding region runs from base 37 to 495 and encodes 152 amino acids. The record is from RefSeq and is a predicted model, not a curated record. Gene Ontology annotation, cellular component: ribosome; cytosolic small ribosomal subunit. The transcript has 3 exons. Lineage: Eukaryota; Fungi; Mucoromycota; Mucoromycetes; Mucorales; Cunninghamellaceae. Gene Ontology annotation, biological process: translation.